AUGGUCUGCCUCGACGGGUAUUUGAGCAAGGAUUUCGACGAAGACGACGAAGGAUCAUGCUACCGAAGAGCGGCUGUGCAGCAUCUUGCGCUGUUCGUGCCUUGGGAGCUCUUCUUAGGGGAAGAAAGCGGCGACAUCAACCGCAUAUGGGGGAGGGAACGAGCAGCUCUGGUCCCGAGGAUAUCAUGUUACGUCGAUAACGUGCAGUUGCUGCGACGGUCGGCCGAAGAUGCAAAGCGGGACGCCAAGCAGUGGGCAGCCUCAUCCGGUGACGGCGACUCCACGGCAGUCUAUCUAGACGAGGAUGGCACCGCGGAGGCGGGUGUCGAGCCCGGAUCGGUAUACCAGGCCGACAGUACGGGAAACACGACGCGUCUAAUCGACGUUGUCAGAAGCUCGAUCGGGGCGAACCAAAUCACGGCCGGCUCGCCAGAGCUCAUAGCGAUAAUGCAGGAGCUCAGCCGCUUCCAGCAACUGGCGUUUUCGUCGUCUUCCGAGUUCCAGGCCGCAAUACUAUCCGAACGGGGCCCGAGACGAAUCAACAUCCCGGGGCGGGCAUCCUCCGGAGCCACCAUACCGCCGCAGAGUCAGGUUAGGGCCAUAAAGUCGCAGCAAACCUGUGCGUCCAGGGAGAGGGAGAAGAUGAUCCGGGGAAUACAAAGCGUGCCCCCGGCAGAGGUGACUGAUCGUCGGGGGGUGGUGCGCAGCGUGCUCACGGGUUUUGGGGAUGACGAUAUCCUGAUGACGGCGGCGGACCUCGAGGAAACGGUAGAGGCCAGCGCGGGAAUGGAGAUCCGGCUCGGCGCCUCAACCUCCUUUAUCGAGGCGGGUAAGGCCCUGGUAGCGAGGUUCACGCUGAACAAGAAGCAGGCGAUUGCCUUCCUAAUCAUAUGCCGUCAGCUUGACCUCAUACGGCGCGGGGAGAAAGGCAACGGGUGUCAGCUAUGCCAAUUCGUCGGCGGAGAGGGCGGAACGGGCAAGUCGCGAGUCAUCGAGGCGCUCGUCGAACUCUUCGCGUCCAAGGAUCAAUCGAAUCGCCUGAUAAUAACGGCGACGUCAGGGACGGCAGCAGCACGGAUCAAUGGCAUCACGAUCCACUCCGCCUGCGGGUUCUCCAAAGAUCUCGCGGCAGUCGCAAAUAUGGCCAGGGAUCUCGACGGGUUGCGAAUGCCGAACCAGGCGGAGCGGUUCGUCCACGGGCAAUCCCGGAUGGACUGGCAGGAGAAGGACGUGCUUGUCGUCGACGAGGUUAGCAUGCUCGUUCCGCCCGGUCCAAGAGCGGUCGAUCCUCCUCCCAGCACGGCCGUCUCGUGGGACAUGGACAACUCUUUCAAGGCCGAGCAACGGCACCAGCACGACAAGGCGCACGCGCUGUGGAAGAGGUUCACGACCGUCGUCAUGCUCGACGAGCAAGUGCGCGCCGCUGGCGACCCAGAGCUGCAGAGGCUGUUAAAGCGAAUCCGACUGGGCGCGCAGGACCGCACGGAUCUGGACCUCCUCAACUCAAGAUGCUACCAGGAAGGUAGGCGGAUCCCGUAG
Molecule: messenger RNA, 1539 nt
Organism: Hirsutella rhossiliensis
Lineage: Eukaryota; Fungi; Ascomycota; Sordariomycetes; Hypocreales; Ophiocordycipitaceae
Product: AAA domain-containing protein
Exons: 3
Coding region: 1-1539 (512 amino acids)
Source: RefSeq, a predicted model, not a curated record